UAAUGGCACCUAGCUGGUGGCCGACAAUCUAAAAGACAUUAGAGGACACCCUACCUCAGUCCCCUCAUCACACUCUCCUCCACCUUACCACCCUGUCUACUACUGGAGUAAGAGAGACAGGGGAAAGAGAGAGUGUAUGUUUUUGUUCUGUGGCAGAAAGGCGUUCUCCUACCUCAGGAUGUUGCCUUUAAAGUUGAAGAAGUGGGUUUCCUGUGGAGGAAACGAUCACAGAAUAGACAAGGCUUGGUCGAGACACUGUGUUCCCAGCAUUGCUUGAGUACAGGUCACCCAGCUGCAGACUGGACAGCAUGCUUUGGUGGAACAAACUCGGUCUCACUGGCUUGAGAGGUGUUUGAUUCCCCUCAUGGAGCCCAGAUGCUUUGAAGACUGGUUGACUGGCACCAAAUCUGAGCCUGAUCUCUCCCACAGAAGAAUUCAUUUAUGACUAUUACACAAUGGACAAUUAACAUAUGGAUGAGACUUUUUGUUUUUUCUUUUGCUUUGAGUGAAUGAAUGGAUAUUUUUUAACCUGUCACCCUGACCAACAUUACCUCUAGUUUCCCAUGUCAGGUGUAUGACCAACAGAGACAUGUCCAAUGACAGCUGCAACCUCCCCUUGGACACAGACACAUUUGGCCUGACCUGCAUUUAUGGCCUGAUCUUCUCUCUGGGUCUUCCCAGCAACCUGCUGUCUCUCUGGGGACUCUACCACCUGGGCCGAUCUGGUGGGGGGGGCUGUCAGCUGGUGUACAUCCUCAACCUGCUGCUGUCAGACCUUCUGCAGCUGCUCACCUUGCCACUGUGGAUCCUUUAUCUCCAAGGUGCACACCGCUGGCCCUACGGCCAGCUAACCUGCGAGCUGGUGGGUUAUGUAUUUUAUGUAAAUGUCUAUGCCAGUGUCAUGUUCUUGUGCCUGAUAGCGCUGGAUCGCUGCCUGGCUAUUGUGUACCCAAUAAGCAGCCGCAGGGUGAGGACUGUCAGGGUGGCAGUGGUGUCCGGUGUUGCAGUCUGGACACUGACCUUCCUGUUCUGCCUGAGCGGACUGCUGCCAUCAGUGUUUGACUCUGAGAGGCUGCUGUGCUUGGAGCAAUACCCAGUCAGCCCUGGAUACGCCCACUUCAAGAUUAUCACCGUGGCCUUAGGUUUUUUGUUGCCAUGUGCCAUACUUGGCUACACCUCUGCCCACAUUGGGGUGACACUCCGACAAUCUCCUUCCCUCUCCGACCACGAGCGGCACAAAAUCGUGGGCAUCCUGGUUGUGAUCACGGUCAACUUCAUUGUUGUAUUCGGACCCUAUCACCUCGUGGGUGGAUACAGAUUUGUGUACUUGCUGCUGACUGAUGAGCCAUGUGGAUUGGAGCGUUCCAUUUUCCUCAUCUAUCGCCUAUGCUACGGUCUGACCAGCCUGAACACCCUGCUGGAUCCCCUCUUCUACAUUUUCUUAUGCCCUGAUGCCCGGCUAGAGCUGCAAAGGUCCCUGCCCUGUUUGGGAAGGGGGCAAAACACCCACAAAAAGAUCACCUUUAGUACCAGAGCCCACCCAGCCAACCAGAGGGAGAAUGAAACUGGACAUAAUAAUCUUCUAGCAAUAUAACUGGAAUUUGACCAUAAGACUGACUCCUGGUGUUUAGUCAAAGCAAUUGUGCCACCCAGUGGAAUGUACAUGUAUAUUUUCUGUGCAGUUGAAUUUCAACUCUCAGUUAAUGCUUUUACUGCCUCAGAGUGUUCAAGCCUUGUGAGCUAAAAACAAAAUAAAAUAAAAAUUAGUUUUCAGUUCAGUUUCUCAUCUCAAAAUCAACUAUUGUUUCAUAGCUUUAGUACAAUAAAUACAAAUACUUGAACUGUUACUUACACAAAAAUCAGUAAUGCAAUAGAAAUGUGAUAUUUGUGUCAAAUUAAGCCAAAUGAAGUAAUAAGUGUGUGUGCUUGUGAUUCAUAACUAGAUUUGUUUGUUGGUGUACAUUUCUCAGUCAAACUUACUGUGUUUAAUGUUUACAAUAAUGAAAAAACCAUGAGCCAUCUAUUUCAAAAGAACAAUCUUAUAGUUUCCCUCACAGCACUUAACUUAAAGUACUGGCAGAGCUGAGCACAAAUCAAUUACAAUUUUUAAACUGGUCAAAAUAUGAGGCUGUGUGUUAGGCAAGAUAACAUCUUAACAUCCUUUUUUAGUCAUUAGUCACAUGUGAACCCGUCUUUUCUUUCAUCUUCUUUUGAAUCUGUGUGACUACCAGAUGAAUAUAUUAUGAUACAUAACAGAGUUAUAUCAAAUGUUUGUAACUGGUGGACUGGUGUCCCCAAGUCCCCACAAUGUAAAUCAUUAAAUAUUAGGGUGAAGACUUGCUGUAAGGUUCGGCUGAGAUUAGGGUUGGGUUAAGGUAAGGGUUAGGAUUGGGUAGUAAUGGUAAUGGUAAUUAAUUAAGUUAAUUGUUAUGGUUAGGUGGUGUGAUAUAGUUCCUUACAUUUUCAUUUCAAUCACAAUUGAAAUCACAAUUUCACACAAGAAUGUCUGUGGUCAUACAAUUGCA
This is a messenger RNA of Scatophagus argus, 2525 nucleotides long. Its product is annotated as G-protein coupled receptor 4. The coding region runs from base 575 to 1594 and encodes 339 amino acids. The record is from RefSeq and is a predicted model, not a curated record. NCBI's taxonomy places the organism in Eukaryota, Metazoa, Chordata, Actinopteri, Scatophagidae. Gene Ontology annotation, cellular component: membrane. Gene Ontology annotation, biological process: G protein-coupled receptor signaling pathway. The transcript has 3 exons. Gene Ontology annotation, molecular function: G protein-coupled receptor activity.